Lemur catta (Ring-tailed lemur) is the source of this 956-nucleotide messenger RNA. RefSeq names its product H1.6 linker histone, cluster member (gene H1-6). The coding region runs from base 1 to 768 and encodes 255 amino acids. The transcript has 2 exons. Gene Ontology annotation, cellular component: nucleosome. The record is from RefSeq and is a predicted model, not a curated record. Gene Ontology annotation, molecular function: structural constituent of chromatin; DNA binding. Gene Ontology annotation, biological process: nucleosome assembly. NCBI's taxonomy places the organism in Eukaryota, Metazoa, Chordata, Mammalia, Primates, Lemuridae.
AUGCCCAGCAGGCAGCAGGGCAAUACACCAAUCACAGCGCGCCUUGCCCUAUAUAAAGCCCUGAGGGCCCCCCCCCUCCCCACCCCAUACGGUAAUUUACGCUUGUCCGUGAUUAUUAUAGUUUGCUUUUUCUGGGUUGAGUUGCCUGAAACGGCAACUACAUUCCCAACCUAUUCUGUUCCAGCUACUAUGGAGAAGUUUUCAGCUAAAAAGCGAGGGAAGAAGUCGGUCACAAGUCGCAAGUCCGCAACUCCUUCUGUGUUUAAAUUGAUCAUUGAAGCUCUGUCUGUGACACAGGACCGAGUAAGCGUGUCCUUGGUUGCACUCAAGAAGGCGCUGGCGGCCGUUGGCUAUGACGUGGAGAAGAAUAACAACCGUAUCAAGCUAGGCCUUAGACGUUUGGUGAGCAAGGGGGUUCUGGUGCAGACCAGGGGUACCGGUGCUUCUGGCUCCUUCAAGCUCAGCAAGAAGGCUGCCCCUGAACCCACCAAGGGCAGGCUCAAGAGGUCAACUUCUAACAAGACCAAAAAGUUCGUUUUACCCAGGGACUCGAAACCACCGAAGAGUCCCAAGACCAAUAAAAAAGCCAAGAAGCCAAAGUCAGCAGCAGCUAAAAAAGCUGUGAGGAGCGGAAGGAAGGCUAAAGGAGCCCAGGCCAAUCAACAGCGGAAGAGCCCAGCAAAGGCGAGGUCUGGAAAGCCUAAGGUGGCGACGCCGAAAUUGACCCAGCAUAAAGCCAAUCCUAGAAAAGCGACAUCUAAGAAGUGAAGAGCUUCCUCAAACUGAUUGCCAAAGAACCCAAAGGCUUUUUUAAGAGCCACCCAAGUAACUUGAAAAGGGUGUAACACUGAAACCUUACAGAAGUAAAGUUAACCUAAUUUAUAACAAAAACUAAACUGCGAAAGGGGUAAAAUAAAUGAUCUGUUAAUACACAUAACGUAGACCUACAGAAGUCC